Chelmon rostratus (copperband butterflyfish) is the source of this 675-nucleotide messenger RNA. RefSeq names its product C-reactive protein-like. NCBI's taxonomy places the organism in Eukaryota, Metazoa, Chordata, Actinopteri, Chaetodontiformes, Chaetodontidae. The transcript is spliced from 4 exons. Bases 1 to 675 code for a protein of 224 amino acids. The record is from RefSeq and is a predicted model, not a curated record.
AUGGCGUUGUUGCUUCUACUGGCAAUGCUGACAGUGUGCGCUGCCGUUCCUCAAGAUCUGUCAGGUAAAAUGCUCACCUUCCCACAGCAAACCAAUACAGCUUAUGUGAGGCUGACUUCAUCGAGACAAGAUUUGAAGGCUGUAACCGUCUGUCUCAGGUUCUUCACAGACCUCAGUAGAGACUACAGCUUGUUCUCUUUGGCCACACCCUCUAUUGCCAAUGACUUCCUGAUUUUCAAGAAAGCUGCAAGCAAUAUGACUGAGGUCUCUAUUAGGAAUCAACUCGGUACUUUUGUCGGGCAGAACUACAAACUGAACACAUGGCAAUCAAUUUGUUCCACGUGGGACUCUGUGUCUGGACUGGCGCAGCUGUGGGUAAAUGGAAUGCCCUCAAUUCGGAAGUUCGUCAGCUCUGGAUCCAGCAUCAACGGACCCAUUAUAAUUGUUUUAGGACAGGAGCAGGAUUCCCAUGGUGGGGGGUUUGACGUGAACCAGUCCUUCCUUGGCAUGAUGUCGGAUGUGCACAUGUGGGACCACACCCUAACCCCCUGUGAGAUCCAGGACUACAUGAAGCAUCCGAGCUUCACCUCGGGGAAUGUGCUUAACUGGAGGGCGCUGGAGUUCCAGACUGUGGGACGAGUGCUGAUAGAAAACAAGCAAAUGAUCUGUUACUGA